This is a messenger RNA of Paramecium pentaurelia, 1489 nucleotides long. NCBI's taxonomy places the organism in Eukaryota, Ciliophora, Oligohymenophorea, Peniculida, Parameciidae. The record is from the annotation of a GenBank genome assembly.
UAUGGGUAACAAUAUGACAGUGAAUUGGAGUGAAUAAUUAAAACACUCUUUUGACUUGUAUGAAACCAAUUCUAAGCAUAAUGUUCUUGGAAAUAUUGAUAUUUAUUAAUAUAUACCAGACAAUAAAGUCAAAAUCUUUAGUAAACAUGAUUAUUCAAAUUUUAUUAGGUAAAAUUGCUUAUGUCCCUGAUAAAGAGUAUUUCCUUUAAAAAACUAAAUUUAAACAUCCAAAUUUGCUUAGAGCUUUGGCUAUAGAGAAAUGUUCAGGAUCAUGUAGUGGAGACAAAGAUUUAUACAAAGUCUAUUAUGAUUAUCCAGGAAUUUGCACUUUUGAACAGAUUAUAAGUGAAAAGUAUGAAUUCUAUAUUUAAGAUAAAGAAAUAAAAAGUUUACUGAAUCAGCCAUUUGGAAUAUAAUUUUCUAAGUAGUUGAUUGUGCAGAAUAUUUACAAUCUCACUAUAAGACUAUUGGUAAUAUAAAUCCUAAAUCUAUCUAUGUGUUAAAUGACGGCCUCAAAAUAUUUGUAAUCUAAAAUAUCAUGAUAGGAAGUUAAUCAUAUUUUUAAUGUUGAAUCAUCUUACGAAUAAGCACUCAAAAAUUAAAUUGCCAUAUUGUCUCCAGAACAAAUAGAAUAGCUUCAAAGAGAUAUACCUAUUCCAUCAGUUAAUGGUUUCAAGAGUGAUGUUUAUGCAUUUGGAAUAGUCCUGCUAUGUCUAACUACACUGAAUAAUUAUACUAAAUUUUACACUCCUAAUUAAGAAUUGGACAAGAAUCAAAUAUAUUUGAAUCUACAGUAGAUAAAAAUGCAAUAUUCAGAACUCUUAUAUGGUUUAAUUUAGAAAAUGCUUCUUGAGAAUCCCUAAGAAAGAUAAUCUUGGAUUGAUAUCAAAGUAAAAUCAUUUUCUUAAAUUAGAGAUUCAUUGACCCAUUUAAGAUUUUAGAAGAAAAAGAUUAACCAUUCUAUUCAGAUCUGAAAUUAUGCCCUUAAGUCAUAAAUAAAGUAAAUAGUCCUUCAAUUGAAACAGUUAAAUUAAACACAUAAACCUCUUAGAAAUAGGUUCCAAUAGUUUUAUCACCAAAUACUACACCCAGAGUUUUGUAAAGUUGUUAAUAAUUAACAAUUGCUCCAACUCAAACUAUACAAUAAAUUUAUGCUCCUACUAAUAUAUCACACAGAAAUUAAUAAGUUUAAUAGAGUUUAGAAUUUCAAUAACCUUAAAUCAACUCUACUACAACCUUUGCAAAACAGAUUUCAAAUUUACCUUCAUAAAGAGGAGGUUCUAUCAGAGAUUUGACCUAUAAAACACCUUGUUUUCCUUAAAAUUCAAAAUCAUAAUAAUAAUCGUUUCAAGCACUUACAAUACCUCCUUAAUCAAUGCCUCCUUAAUCAAUGCCUCCUAAUUCAAUUCUUCCUUAAUCAAUGCAUCCUAAUUCAACAUAGGGAAAUACAUUUUACAAUCCCCUAUCAGCAAGGGCAAUAUAAAGUUGA